AUGUCAUCUUUUUUAACAAAUUUCUCAUUUUCAAAAAAAGAGGAUAAUAAAUUUGAUAUUUCGUCAAUAUUUAUCUCCUUCAUAACUGUCUGCGCUUUAUCAACUUUUUGCGGGUUAAUUUUCGUCGUAAACUUUACCGGGUGGUUCGUUAUAAGCUUCAUAGGAGGAACAAUAACAAAAGGUCGUCAAGAAUUAUUUAAUUACCUGAGUGGAAAAAGUUGGAAAAAAAAUAAUUUGGACAAUAUGUUGGACCAUCGCUUAAAUUCUCGUCAUCUCGGUCAUUUUGAAGAAUUUCAUUCAUCUUCAUUAGAUAGUUUACCUUCAAUACCAAGCUAUCGUUCUACCCCUAAAUCAAAUAAAAGUAUAAUAAAUUCGAAUAAAUUCGAUUCACUUUUAUCAUUGGAUUUCUCAUUUAUUGGGUUAACCGGUGAUAGUAAAUCAAAUAAACCUCAAAAGAAUCUUAAAGUUCUACCUCCUUCCGAAUAUUCUCAAAAACGUAACGAGAAACGAACGAAAAGUAUGAAAGAAAGACAUAGUCCUGAAGUUCCAUCACAAUUAGGUCCAAAUAGACCAAAAGAAUGGAAAUCAGCCGUGGAUUAUUAUCCAAGCGAACGUCACUCUCAUCAACCAAAAUCAAAAUCAAAACUUUCCGUUACAGACAAGAUGAUCGAAUCAACUGCCGCAUACCGCGUGGGCAAAAAAUGUAACGGUUGGAUAAACGGCGAUGCUGAAGAAUAUGCAAUUAAAAAACAACAACAACAAAUGGAUUCAAUGAUGGAUUGUACGAAUUUCAAUUCAUAUGAUGAUCCAUUCUAUUCAAAUGAACCAAUCAAGGAUUUGAAUGUUCGGUUAGAUCAAGAAAGACCAAAGAUCACCAAGAAAAAUCGACGAAACUCUCUCAAGUCUCCUUCCAGUUCUUUACAACAUGCAAGGCAAUAUUUAACCAUUUUAUUAAAAAUCAAAAGAGGAAUGAAUUUAUAG
Molecule: messenger RNA, 981 nt
Organism: Funneliformis mosseae
Lineage: Eukaryota; Fungi; Glomeromycota; Glomeromycetes; Glomerales; Glomeraceae
Source: the annotation of a GenBank genome assembly